AUGUUUCUGAACUUCCUGAUUGCUCACGGAGACGAUGUGACAGAGCAAGACCAGUGCUCUCCUCUUUGCUCAACGGCAAAGGCUGUCCGCAAUAAUGAAUACUAUUUCGCCAUUCAGAUUCGGUCCACCUGGGUCGGUUGGGGCUCACUUUGUGUUGCCGGCGCCGGCGCAUACUAUUUUGCCAAACGAUCUAUAAAUGCUGAUCGACUUUCACGUCAUGAAGCGAGCCAGCGUGUAAAGCAAGAAGCUGCUAGACAAGAAGCCGAAGUUACAGGGCGUUCAAUUCGCCCCAAGCCCGACAUGCCCGCCGCCGCCACGUCCAAUUCAUCCGUCACCAAUGAAAUACGAAAAAGCGCUGGUGGAAGUAAGAUAUCAAAAGAGGUAUCUACGAGUUUGUUUGGUCAAGAUGAUGUAGGCAGUCCAAGCGAGGAGACAGGGCAUGACCCAGCCGCCACAAGACAUGAACCUGAGACGGACGCACAGCGAGUUGCAGAGAAGGGGAAGUACGAGGCGACCCAGCUAUUUAGAUCAAGGAAGGGAGAUCGAUUCAGUUAA
This is a messenger RNA of Ophidiomyces ophidiicola, 555 nucleotides long. RefSeq lists its product as uncharacterized. The record is from RefSeq and is a predicted model, not a curated record. NCBI's taxonomy places the organism in Eukaryota, Fungi, Ascomycota, Eurotiomycetes, Onygenales, Onygenaceae. The transcript has 4 exons. The coding region runs from base 1 to 555 and encodes 184 amino acids.